AGCCGGUCCAACAGACAAAACAGACGGGACACCGAACCUCGGGCCCCUCGGAAUCAAAGGAUUGCUGGGCCAACCUCGGCCUUGACCGACUACUUGGCAGCAAACAACAUUUCCGCAGCAGAAAUUGCGCGUAAUCAUAGUCGACGACAGCAAGCAGCACUCACUGAGGCCGUAGCUGCAGAGGCUGCCGCGAACAGGCCUCUAUCAACCAACCGCAAUGGAUCCUCACAACCGGCGUCAACUCCUGGUCCAUCGAAUCGAUCUGGCAACCUCCCCGGUGCCUUGACGAACGCUUCUUCUGUGGCUGCACUCGCCGACGGUGUCAACCCCACAAUCUACAAGAAGAAGCUAACCAAGGCUGAGGCCAAGGCCAUUGAGCAUUACAAGACAACUGACGACUUCGCAAAUGCUAAGCAGUACUAUCAGGGUAAUGUUGAGGAUGAGGAUCAAUUGGCUCGCAUGUUCUACUUUACGGCCAAAAAGGCCGUCGGUCAGUUUGAGAACUGCGCCAACUGUGGGAAACGCUUUACCGUGACUGCUUACACGUCAGCGGAUCCUGACGGGGGCCUUCUCUGCACUGCAUGUGGCAAGGAGUUGGCCAAGGAGGCUCCCAAGAAGAGGAAGCAAGUCGCGUCAGGUGGACCCAUAGGUAAACGGAGAGCUGCACAAAGCCGUGUUUUGGACGGUACGGCGUCUAUUGGCGUCAAGAGCUUGGUGGAAAUAUGCAUCCAGCAUCUGUCAAAAAAUAUCGAACUUGCAGACGAUCUCGGUGUGCUGCCAGAGCAUGUUGUCGAUCGGAUUUCGCGCAUCUUGGCCAAACGCCGCAUGCUCAAAUCGGAGGUUCUCCCCCUCUUCCUGCAACCAGGAACUCGAGCUCUCAGGAUAUAUGACAGCGCCAAGUUGAGCUCCCAGGACAUGAUUAGUAUCUUUCAAGUAAUCCCGGAUCUCAAGAUACUUCGGCUACGGAACGCAAUUCAGUUCAAGGACGAGGUUAUGAGCUAUCUCCUGGACAGACCAACAAAACUCGAGGUUUUGUCUCUUCAUGGAUGCAAUCUCAUCACGACAGAGCUGUGGGAAAGGUUCUUUGUGGAAAAGGGCGAAAGUUUGCACACCCUGCAGAUUUAUCGAUGUGGCGAUUACUUUACAGACGCAGUGGUUGCGAAAGCAGUUGAGCAUUGUCCAAACCUCCGGCGACUCAAGCUGCAGGAAAACCUAAACGUCAGCUACUCAAGCCUGGAGUCAUUGCAGACCCUCGGCAAACUGGAACACUUGAGCCUCAAGCUAUGGAACAAGGAUAUACCCAAUCCUGUUCUCGUCUCUCUAAUUGACGCGCUGGGCCCAAAGCUUCAGACUCUGUCAUUGAAGUUGGUUGAGGAUGCCAACGACACUGUUUUGCAAGCAAUCCACCGGAAUUGCAAAAACCUUUCGAAACUGCGCAUUACCGGCUCUAAAGCGUUCACGGAUGACGCCCUUAUGAGGCUCUUCACGGACUGGGCAAAUCCUCCACUGCGGUUCGUUUCGUUCGAGAAUUGCCGGAGCAUGACGCAUGGGGAGAACCUGGAAGAGGUCGGUCUUUGCGACAAGGGCUUUGGCGCUCUGAUGGCGCACUCGGGCCGUAAGAUACAGCACAUAAACAUUGAAUCUUGCCGCCACAUUUCAGCAGCAGCCUUUCUGGCCGCCUUUGACCAGGACAAGACGUACCCGGACCUCGAGACAAUUGAGAUCAGUUUCUGCGAGAAUGUCACAGAUUUUAUCGUCGGCAGCAUUUUUAGGAGCUGCCCAGCCCUGAAGUGGGUAAAAGUUUUUGGCUGCAUGAAGGUCAAGGACGUGCUCGUUCCGCGCGGAAGGAUAUUGAUUGGCGUGCCUACCGCUGCCGGAAUGCAGAUUGAGGGUUACGCUUGA
Messenger RNA from Pyricularia pennisetigena, 1902 nucleotides. RefSeq lists its product as uncharacterized. The record is from RefSeq and is a predicted model, not a curated record. The annotation marks the transcript as partial. Gene Ontology annotation, cellular component: SCF ubiquitin ligase complex. Gene Ontology annotation, biological process: SCF-dependent proteasomal ubiquitin-dependent protein catabolic process. Lineage: Eukaryota; Fungi; Ascomycota; Sordariomycetes; Magnaporthales; Pyriculariaceae. The transcript has 3 exons.